AUGACUCACAGCAAUGCUUUGCUUCCUAUUCUGGAAACUAAUCUUGCACUUAAACUGUACCGAAACUUGUUUAUAAAUGCCUACGUAGUCUCAUACGGCAACUGUAGUUGUGCAGUUACACCUACAUGUUCAGCACCAUAUCCUAUCCUCAACGGGCUGAGUUCAAUAGUAUUGUAUAUUGUUCCAGGUAUGUAUGUUGGAUGUUAUCCUGUUGAGUCGUUGUUGCAAUCAGAUCUUCGAUGUUGGUAUAAUCAUUCGUGCAUAACUGAGGUACAAUCCUAUUUCACCGCGGCACCGCCAAUGAAUGUUACGGAGCUCAAUCCAAACGUAUCAACAGAGUUUAUGGUAAACUCAACUCUGGAAGAGAUUCUUGAUAAGUUAAUGGUUGAACAGUGGUAUCCAUCGAUUAUUUAUGAAAGCUAUUAUAAUGAAUGCGCUCCAUUGAAAUGUACUCACACAUAUGAAACGAGAAACAGUAUCAUUUACAUCAUUACUACGAUUAUCGGACUGAUUGGUGGAUUGAUGACAGUACUGAAGUUAAUUGUGCCACGUGUAGUCGGCAUUGUGAGGCGAAGACUACAAACAAGAACAUCAGAAGCAAAUAAUAACAGAAGAAACUGGAUGAAAAUGAAACCAAAUGAAAUCCAGCUCUUUUUGAAAAACUUCAAUAUAUUCUCAUCGAUUCCACCAACUGAAGAUCAAUACGAACUUCGCAACCAGCGUAUCUCUACACGAUUGUUCAUCGUCCUUCUCGCUCUCUCACUGACUAUUCUCAUACUCUACACAUCCCUCAUCAACAUCACUCAAACGGUUAAUGUUGACUCACCAACCAUGGCACAAUAUAUCCAAUUAUACUCUACCUAUCCACAAACACUAUCGUGUGAUUGCAGACAAAUAUCGAUCAACUACGACACAUUUGUGCACCUGAACUAUAGUCUACAUCAGAUCUGCAGUAGUGUUUUCGCUACCAAAGAUUGGAUCAAUUAUAUGCUACGUGCUCGUGGAAUAAGCUUCUACGGUAUUUAUUUUCCAUAUAAUGGUGAGAAUGCUUUUCAAGCAAUGGGAGCUUUUUGUGAUUUAAGUCAUCACACAAUCGAAAAUCGUCUAACUCAAUUCUAUUCAACGCAAUUGAUCAGUUCAUCCGUUAUACCUCCACAAUUAUUUGAAUUGCAAGUCGAAUCCCUCAUCUCUCAAUUCAUUUCAUUGGCAAUAAAUAAUUUUCUAUUAUCACUUUCCUCGACAAGACAGAUUACUCAAGGCAAUUCUUUGUUGUCCGGAUUACAAACUAAUUUCGUAUAUACAGUGUAUAAAAACCGCUACUUUAAUUCCUAUCCAGUCUCAUAUGGUAAUUGCAGUUGCGCGACCACAGGGAAAUGUGUAUCUGAAAUUCCAAUCUAUGACUUCGGAAACGGAACAAGAACAUUCGUUAUACCAGGUAUGUACGUUGGAUGCUACGUUGUUGAAUCCUUAUUGCAAUCAGAUCUUCGAUGUUUCUACAAUCAAACGUGUAUAAGUGAAGUUCUGUCUUCUCUGAAUGGAUCAACACUAAUGAACGUCACAGCGAUGGAUCCAAAUGUAUCAGUGGAGUUUAUGGUGAACUCAACUCUGGAAGAUAUCCUCGACAAGUUAAUGGUCGAACAAUGGUUUCCAUCAAUAACCUAUGAAAGCUAUUAUAGUGAAUGUGCUCCAUCGAAAUGUACUUACACUCACGAAACUAAGAACAGCAUUGUUUAUAUUGUUACCAUGAUCAUCGGACUGAUAGGAGGCUUAAUAACAGUGUUAAAGCAGACGGUACCGCGACUGGUUUCGUUUGUUGCCUUCUGUAUAACAAAAUACAGAAAUAAUCGUGUAGCGUCCACAGCGCGAACUUAA
Adineta ricciae is the source of this 1872-nucleotide messenger RNA. The record is from the annotation of a GenBank genome assembly. NCBI's taxonomy places the organism in Eukaryota, Metazoa, Rotifera, Eurotatoria, Adinetida, Adinetidae.